UAACUUCAGCACGGUCACGUGACUUUACUGUUUCCGUGUCAGAUAAUGUGAACUGUGACUGACGAGCUCAUAUGGAAACACAAGUGAAAAUAGAAACUUACAGUGAAAAUAGAAACUUCCAGUGACAGACAGAGCUCGGUGAGACUAGCAUACAAAGAAAGUUUGUGAUUCAAAAUGCACCCAUCCUCCUGUGACACCUUUGUGGCUCUGCCCCCCUCCACGGAGAGACAAUGCAUCAUCUUUGGGAAAAACUCUGACAGACCUUGUGAUGAAGUCCAGGAGGUGGUGUAUUUUCUUGCCAGAGACUAUGCUCCAGGGGAGAAGGUCGAGUGUACAUACAUAGAGAUCGAGCAGGUUGCCCACACUUAUGCAGUUAUGCUAAGCAAACCAGCAUGGCUGUGGGGAGCAGAAAUGGGCGCAAAUGAGCAUCAAGUGUGUAUUGGAAAUGAAGCUGUGUGGGGCAGAGAGAGUGCAGAUGGUGACGAAGCUCUUCUCGGCAUGGAUCUUGUCAGGAUUGGACUUGAGAGAGCAAAUACAGCUGAAAAAGCUGUGGAUGUCAUUACUGAGAUGCUGGAGAAAUAUGGCCAGGGAGGAUCGUGCAUGGAGGAUGAGUGUAGCUUCACCUACCACAACAGCUUCCUCAUCUCAGACAGGAAGGAGGCCUGGCUGCUGGAAACGUCAGGGAAGCACUGGGCAGCAGAGAGAGUGGAAGGUGGAUAUCGCAACAUCUCAAACCAGUAUGGCAUAACGACUAAGAUAGACAAGGAACAUCCAGAAAUGAGGAAAUAUGCACAGAGCCAAGGCUGGUGGGAUGGAGAGACUCCGUUCAACUUUUCCACGGUUUAUUCCUUUACGACUACAGCCAGAAUAGAAGCCUCUGGGAGUCGAUACUGUGAGGGGAAGAAGUUACUGGAGAAGAGCAACGGUCACAUCACUGCGGAGACGAUUAUGGAUAUCCUGAGGGAUAAAGAUAGUGGCAUCAACAUGGAGGGCAUGUUCAUGACAACAGGAAGCAUGGUGUCUGUGGUCCCCACGGAUCCUGCUCUGCCAGGGGUUCACUAUUUUACAGCAACUCCAGACCCUGAAAGGUCCGUAUUCAAACCUUUCAUCUUCGUGAAGAACAUUAAACCGCUGAAGGAGACUUCUUCUCCCAGUUACGGUGCAGAUGACCCUGUAAAGAAGAAACCCCGCUUCCAGAGCAAGCCUGACCGCAAACACGAGUUGUUUGUCAAACAUGAACUGGUGGCCGCCAUCAUGGAAUCCUACAAGGACAGAGGAAAGAAAAUCACAGAAAGUAUGAGGCAGCUGGAGAAGGAAAAGAUGACGGAGAUGGAGAAGAUUCUUUCACAUGGUUAUGAGCAAGCGGAUUUUUUGGUGAAUCUGUUCUCAAAAUCUGUUCGGGAGGAGAUGGCUGCGUACGGCAAGAGCUGAAACCACAAAACGGAUCUCCAGAGCGACCGUAGCAGCAUCUGCAUUUGAACUUUUAGUCGGGUGUAAGUACAAACAUGCUUGUAGAAUGAAUUGGAACAGAGCUGAAUGGUAAUUAACAUUAUUAUGUAAUUAAUAAAGCAGCCCAGGAUACUCAUGUUGUUCAAUAUUGACUAAAAUGUUGACUUUUAUUUGUCGCAUCUUUGAACAGAUAUACAAGAAGGAACAAAUGCAUUAUGAGAGACAGGAUUUGAGGGUUUGGGAAUAUUUAUUUUAAAAACAAAUCCAUAUCAUUAAUAUACAACCACUGCAUUUCUUAUUAAAGACACUUUUACAUGAGUUUUCUCUGUGAUUUAAGUUAAUGAACAUAAAACCUUUGCACUUAAAGCUACAAAAGUAUAAUUUUCUUAUAUUACUAUAUACCUGAGAAUAAAUGUAUGACAGCAGCCAAAAUUUUCAAGUAAACGCAUGCAUUGACAUUGAGUUCUGACACUUAUUUCUUAUGGUUAUUACUAAUUAAUAAUAACUUUAAAGUAAUAAAACAAGUUUAACAUUUCCAUUGAAACAUAGAAAAUGCUUUUUCCCUCUCUGAACCAGCAGCGCUGAUAAACAGUGAAACCGCUGUCGUCAUAUCAAAUCAUGUUAAACUGCAGUUUAUCAAGGCUACAAUACUCGUGCUUCAAGCUGCAUAACCAGUUAAUUAACUGGUGAAACUAACGUUAAAUUAAACUGACCACAAACAAAA
This is a messenger RNA of Cottoperca gobio, 2173 nucleotides long. It is a transcript of the gene scrn3, whose product is annotated as secernin 3. The record is from RefSeq and is a predicted model, not a curated record. NCBI's taxonomy places the organism in Eukaryota, Metazoa, Chordata, Actinopteri, Perciformes, Bovichtidae. The transcript is spliced from 8 exons. The coding region runs from base 175 to 1431 and encodes 418 amino acids. Gene Ontology annotation, molecular function: dipeptidase activity; cysteine-type exopeptidase activity. Gene Ontology annotation, biological process: proteolysis.